GUGUAUCAGCACUAUCUUGAGAAAACAACGUCCUUCUUAUUUAUUAAAGUAUCUGAGCAGGUUUAACGCGCGCACACUCAUAUAGCUUCUAGCUAUUUGAUCAGUGUUCAUAUUUCUUUUCGAAAUAACGUCAAAGUGAUAUAUCUAAAAUGCGAGUUAUAAUACCGCUGGCAUGUAUACUUAUUUUUGCUGCAGCGUAUAUUCAUGCCAGCCCGGGUGGGGGAGGAGGGAAAGGGGGCAAGAAAAAGGGCCCCCGAAACGAAGGAAGACCUCUUCCUGGCCGCGAGAGGCCUGGAGGCCACGACAACAUCCCGUCUUCAACAACCGAAGCUUCGACGACUACGGCGGAACCAACUCCUCGUCCGAAUCGACCGGUGAAACAAAAUCGUUUCCAUGAUAAUAUGAAUCGAAAUGGCCCUAUGCCGGACCCGCCGCGGAACAGCCAGCGACGUCGGCCAAACUCUGGGACUGCGUCCGGAGCGGGCACUGGUCAGCGUGGAAUUGGGAACAUACAACAGCAGGGUGCCACGAGUGGAGCGCAAAGUAUACCUCAGGCAAGGCAGGUCAACUCCAAUGGACUAACCUCAGAGCUAAAGGAACUCUUCUUGAAUGCACAUAAUGAUUUCAGGAGUCGGGUCCACAGUCCAACUGCAGCCAAUAUGGUCCAGAUGGAAUGGGACGACACUCUCGCCGAGAUGGCCCAGGGCUGGUCCGACCAGUGCGUCUUCACCCAUGGCAACCCGCCCAACAUCUCUCCGUACUCCUGGGUCGGUCAGAACAUCUGGGCUGGUUCUGGGACUGGAUGGGACCAUUACGGGAUGAUCGAAGACUGGUACAACGAGGUUUCUGAUUAUAACUACCAGUCCAACUCAUGCUCUGGUAUAUGCGGUCAUUACACACAGAUAGUUUGGGCUGAGUCGACCCGUGUAGGUUGUGCCAUCACCACUUGUACCACAAUCCAGAACCUGGGCUGGUCUCCUGCUACCAUCUUGGUCUGUAACUAUGGUGAAGGGGGAAAUUACGUAGGCAAGAAGCCAUACGUGAGCGGCCCUCCGUGUAGUCAGUGUCCAUCCGAUCACCCGACAUGUGUUGAUGGCAAACUAUGUGCUGCAGAAGGAUCCAAUCCUAACUCUGGAUCCGGAGGAGGGAAUGGGAAUGGUAGUGGUGGUGGCAACAGUGGCAGCAACAAUGGUGGCAACAGCGGUAUCGGUGGUAGUGGUGGUGGUAAUGGCGGUGGCAAUCCUGGAGGCAGCAACGGCGGUAGCCAGCCAGCCCCCUCAGAAUGUGGCGGGACACUGACGUCUGCUAGUGGUUCUUUUACGUCACCCGGUUGGUCUGCACCCUACCCGUUAAACAGACACUGUGAAUGGUUUAUCCAGGGCAAUCAAGGCGACAAGAUAACUUUGACAAUAACGUUCAUGGACAUCGAAGUUGGACCAACCUGUUCCUGGGAUUAUCUUCGAAUUCAAACGUCUCCGUCAGACCUGGGUAUCAAGUACUGUGGCAUGCAGACCCCUCCCCCAAUCACUUCAGAUAGUGGUAUAUUGCAAGUGAGUUUUCAUUCGGACUAUACUGUACCUCGCGGAGGGUUUACCGCAAACUACAAGAUCAUCGCGAAUCAACAAGAUGAAUGUGGAGGUGUCGUCCAAAAGGCAAACGGUGCGAUUAAAUCACCAGGUUGGCCCGCCCCCUACGGAGCGCAACAGGAUUGCUUGUGGAUCAUACGGGUUCCUCCGAAGAAACGAGUGUCAAUAUGGUUCACGGCUUUCGACGUCGAAGAUCACGAGAUCUGUUCUCACGACCACGUCACCCUCCAACUCGGCGAUGAAAGAGUACCAAUGAGGUUAUGUGGUUCAGAGGUAUCAGCGGGGAAGUACACUUCCACCGGGCGUGAAGUACAGAUCCGAUUCAGAUCAACCUAUGGCACAGCUAGCAACAGAGGGUUCCGCGCUCAGUUCAAGGCUGUUCGUUGAUCAUCAUUAUCAUGAUAUGAUUAUUACCAUUAUUACCUUUUUUUAACAUACCGUAUGUUAGGGCCUGGACAGCUUGAUCAUUGGACAACCUGACCCUUUAUGAUCCGACCAUCUACCCUUAUAGCCACUUGAUAUGGUUAAUGGUAUUGUAGUAUCGUCUAUAUAUUUCUUUCGAACACGUGGCUCGCUUUAUUUCGAAUUGAGAGUAAGGCCUAAAAAAAACCAGAUGUUGUAUUGCCCUUUGCGACCGACCCAAAAAUCUUGAAAUCUACGGUCGGCUUUAAAAAAAUAUGAAAAAUACCGUUUUUUAGCCCAAGGAGCGAGUUAAAAAAAAUAAUUAAAAAAAAGAUUUCCGACCGACCGGCCGAUGUUUUGUCACCUAAAGGGAAACACAACAUCCUUUUUUUCAAGGCCUAAUAUAUUUGCCUGCUUUUCAAAAGAAGAAUUGAAAUAAAUAAUUCGAGAAGAUAAUUCUUGUGCAUCAUCGAGAAAAUAUUACGGUACAUAAAGCCACGAUCACCAUUACGAGAUGGAUGGAGGUUUAUCGAUCGCCAUGAUCUCUUCAAUUGCCUGCAUCAAUGGAUUUUCCAAAGAUUUUCAUAGAUAAAGAAUUAUCAAGUUGUCUUGUUUUUAAAGUGCACUAAAUUAUAAGCCAAGUGUCAUCAAACGUAGGUCAUCAGUUAUUAUAUUAUGUCACACUGAAUAGAACGCAUUGAUAAGGUGUUGGGUUGUAAUGAAUUAUGUUUUGUCUUUUCCCCAAGAAAUAACAUGCACCAAAAUUUUCAAGGAAAAUUAAUACACAUGUUCCUUCACUGAUCGAUGCAAAUGAGUGUUAUAAUGUAUUUAAAUUGCAAAAGUUAAUAUAUUUAUUUUAUUAAGUGAUAAUUUAGUAUGCCGCACGAAUGUUGAGUAUUUAUCAUCUACCAUUGUGUUUGUUAUAUUAAAUGCCAAUGGAGGUCAGUUAUUAGCUGUAAAUUAAUUUCUUAAUGAUUGCUCAUUGCUGUUUUAGAUAUUUUACCAAUGCAAUUAUACUCAUCAAAUGAAA
Messenger RNA from Strongylocentrotus purpuratus (purple sea urchin), 3018 nucleotides. RefSeq names its product cubilin. Bases 150 to 1973 code for a protein of 607 amino acids. The transcript has 11 exons. The record is from RefSeq and is a predicted model, not a curated record. Lineage: Eukaryota; Metazoa; Echinodermata; Echinoidea; Camarodonta; Strongylocentrotidae. Gene Ontology annotation, cellular component: extracellular region.